Fulvia fulva is the source of this 180-nucleotide messenger RNA. RefSeq lists its product as uncharacterized. The coding region runs from base 1 to 180 and encodes 59 amino acids. NCBI's taxonomy places the organism in Eukaryota, Fungi, Ascomycota, Dothideomycetes, Mycosphaerellales, Mycosphaerellaceae. The transcript is spliced from 2 exons. The record is from RefSeq and is a predicted model, not a curated record.
AUGAUCGCUGCCUUGCGUGAAGCGAGGGUGGCGAGGAUAUUGUACUGUCACUCGAAGAGUCGAAUCAAUGUCGGCGUUGUGGGCGCUGGAAUCGGAGGGCUGAUGGCCUCAAUUGCCAUAGCAAGAGCAGGAGGAUCGGUCACUGUCUUGGAGGCUGCAUUCCAGCUAGGCGAGAUAUGA